GGAAAUAAUAAUACAAAAAAUUAUCAGAAAAUAAAAAUAAUAAAAUAAAUUAAUAAAAUAUUAAAGCAUGAAUCGAAAUUCACGGCCUUGUGAGUCUCUCUCAGUCACAGCUCAGAGUAUGAGCACUGCAUAGAUCUGGGUCGUGACUGAAGAGAUCUACGUUGUUUCUUUUCUUGUCUAUUUCAGGCUGAUGCAAUCUAUGCACUGAAGAUUACACUUUUGUACUCAAGUUUUGUCAUUUGUGUUUUUUUGUCUCACUUCAUUCAGAGGUCUGAAGGCUUGUUGCUUUUAUCAUGUCAAGGAGGCCAGUAAAUCCAUCACGUCGGUUGGCUGAUGGGGGAAGUAUACCGUUUGUGGCAUCUAUCCAGUCUAAAUCUCAGAACUCUCCCCUACUAUCUAUUGGGCUUGUAAUUGUGGGUGCAAUCCUCCUGAUCGGUUAUUGUUACAGCAGUUCAGGUGGAGCUAGCAUUGAUAUUAAGGAUGUAAAUAAACUUGAAGGUGGUGCAUCGUGCACAUUUGAAGUCCUGCAAGCAUUGCCCUUUUUGAAGAAAGCAUAUGGAGACAGCAUGCAUAAGGUUUUGCAUGUUGGUCCUGACUCUUGUUCUGUGGUAUCUAGUUUGUUAGUAGAAGAGGAUACUGAGGCUUGGGGAGUAGAACCAUAUGAAUUAGAUGACGCUGGUGCAAAGUGUAAAAGUCUUGUACGCAAGGGCAUUGUGCGUGUGGCUGACAUAAAGUUUCCUCUACCCUACCGUGCAAAGUCAUUUUCUCUGGUCAUUGUGUCAGAUGCAUUGGAUUACUUAUCUCCAAGAUAUCUGAAUAAAACCAUGCCAGAGUUAGUUAGGGUAUCUGCUGAUGGUGUUGUUGUCUUUUCAGGUUAUCCGGGUCAGCAGAGAGCAAGAGGUGAAGUGGCUAAAUUUGGUCGUCCAGCCAAAUUGCGUAGCUCCUCUUGGUGGAUAAGGUUUUUCUAUCAGACUAGAAUAGAAGAAAAUGAAACCGCUGCAAAGAAGUUUGAACAAGCUUCAGCUAAGAAGGCAUACAAGCCAGCAUGCCAAGUUUUUCACCUCAAAUCAUACCCUUGAAGUUUUCACUGUCUCAUUUGUAUACUCUACUCAAUGGUUAGAAGCCAUGCUGUGGAGAUUGGCAUGUUCAGCACCCGAAGGGUAAUAGUUCCAUACAUCCUGUUGAAAUUAUUUUAGUCCAAUUGUGACGAAAUAUUUUGGAUUCAAUUAUGUAUUUUAUUGGCAACCCCAGUGUAAGCUAUUUUUGUCUUGAUAGUGUUCCAUAUAUUUUGUUUUCACAACUGCUAUUUGUUUAUUUAGUAUUUACCAUUUAGAAAACUAUCUCAUUUGUCACUUUUUAUGACUAAUAAUUUAUUUCUACUUUACUUGAAGCACGUUAUAUUAUCAUAAAGCAGAAUGUUUAUGUUGCUUCG
Molecule: messenger RNA, 1432 nt
Organism: Abrus precatorius (Indian licorice)
Lineage: Eukaryota; Viridiplantae; Streptophyta; Magnoliopsida; Fabales; Fabaceae
Product: probable pectin methylesterase CGR3
Exons: 8
Coding region: 294-1079 (261 amino acids)
Biological process (GO): pectin metabolic process
Molecular function (GO): methyltransferase activity
Source: RefSeq, a predicted model, not a curated record